GGUUUCACACUUGGCAGGCCACUUAUGGCUGUGAGUUCACAGGAAACGGGAGCAAACAUGGUUAUUCACAAUACGGCUACGACGGGAGGACAUUCCUCACCUUUGAUAAAGAGACACUGAGCUGGGUGGCUCCUGAGCCCCAGGCCCAGAUCACCAAGAGGAAUUGGGAUGUUAAUGUGCAGUGGUCCCGGAGAAAUAAAGUCUACCUGGAGAAGGAAUGCAUUGAAUGGCUGGAGAAGUACCUGUCAUAUAGGAGGAAGGAGAUGCUGCUGAGGGCAGAGCCCCCGGUGGUGACGAUGAGCAGCAAGAUGGAGGCUGAUGAUAGGAUGGAGACGCACGUCUGCCGAAUCCACGGCUUCUACCCAAGGGAGAUCGAUGCCUCCUGGACGAGGGAUGGGGAGGUCUGGCUCGAAGACACCUUCCAUGGGUCCAUAGCCCCCAAUGCAGAUGGGACCUACCACUAUUGGCUCGGCAUCCGGAUCGAUCCCAAAGAGAGGGGCCGCUAUCGGUGCCACGUGGAGCAUGAUGGACUGCAGGAGCCUCUGGAAAUUACCCUGAAGGAGAAUUCCAAAAGUACAAAAAUCAAGAGGGGUGCGGUUUUGCCAAAUGCCAGUGUCGUGGGGGAGAGCAGUGCUGACCACGCGAUCUCGCCAGUCAGCACAACCAGCUGA
Messenger RNA from Protobothrops mucrosquamatus (brown spotted pit viper), 671 nucleotides. Its product is annotated as major histocompatibility complex class I-related gene protein-like. The record is from RefSeq and is a predicted model, not a curated record. The transcript is spliced from 3 exons. Gene Ontology annotation, biological process: immune response. Gene Ontology annotation, cellular component: external side of plasma membrane. Lineage: Eukaryota; Metazoa; Chordata; Lepidosauria; Squamata; Viperidae. The annotation marks the transcript as partial.